CGCAGGAACAUCUUUUCAUACACAUGCGCGCGAUAUUAUUAAAAGAAGGAGGAGAUUCCAACCCAUUUGAAAGCAAAGAGGAAUAAUGCCUAAAGGAAAGAAGAGAAAUAAGAAACAAGAGGAUAAAGAAGAUAAAGCACAGAAAGAUGAUAAUGAAUUUACACCAGCCACUGACCCCAACACUCUCUCAACCUCAUCUUCUCUUCUCAUUUUAGGAAUGGGCGAAUUGGGACAGUUGGGAUUAGGGGAAGAUGUAAUAGAGAGGAAAAAAGCCACACCUGUGGGUGGAGUUUUGAAAGGAAAGAAGAUACUGCAAGUUGUGUGUGGAGGGAUACACACGGUUGCUCUUCUUGAUGGAGGAGAGGUGUUCACAUGGGGUUGUAAUGACGAAGGUGCUCUUGGUAGAUCAGUGAGCACUACUGAUGAGUAUACUCCUGGUGUUGUUAAGAAACUGAAAGGAUUCAACAUUACUCAAGUGUCAGCUGGUGACUGUCACACAGCUGCUCUCACUGAUAAUGGACACGUGUACUGUUGGGGUGUAUUUAGGGAUGCUGAUGGUCCUCUUGGUUUAGUAAACAGUAAGCCUGAGUUUGAGCCAGAGCUGGUGUACUCUAGUGCCUUUAAUAAAGCAAUCAAAGUUACCUCAGGCUCCAAUCACAUUGUCAUUCUCACAGAGCAUGGAGAUAUCUAUAGCUUUGGGUGUGGUGACAGUGGCCAGUUAGGGCGUGUCCCAGAGUGCUUCAGUACAAGAGGUGGGCGGAGAGGAAUCGGGUACCUCCUAGCCCCACAGAUAGUUCGGUUCCCGAAAAAAGGAAGACGAUUGACAGGAAAGGCUGGAGCUACCAAGAGCUUUAAAAUAUCUGAUGUAUACGCCGGAGAACAUUGUUCCUUUGCCAUUGGAAGUGAAGAUAGACAGAUAUACGUAUGGGGGCUCAACCACAGAGGCCAACUGGGCUUGGGGGAUCAAGAAUCUCGCUUUGUGCCGGAAAAAGUACCCGAAGAUUGGCUGUGGGACUGGGCCAAGAGCUCCAAACAAGAUAAGCAGUUGUUGAUCGCCGGGGGCGGAUCUCACUCACUCGUCUGCAACGACGGCCAUCUUUAUUCCAUGGGUGCCAACGAGUAUGGACAGCUAGGUUUGAAACAAAUUGAAAUGACGUCAAAACCAACUAAACUGAGCGGAAUAUCGGACGUGACUGACAUAGCCUGCGGUGGGAGGUGUUCGUUUGCUGUAACUAAAGAUGGGAAGGUAUUCUCAUGGGGUAUUGGAUCGAACUAUCAGUUGGGAUGUGGUCUCGAUGAAGAUGAUGUCUUUGAGCCGACUCCAAUGGUCGGGAAACACGUAGAGAAUGUCCUAAAAGUAUCGAGCGGAGGCCAGCACACUAGCUUAUUAGUAGACUGUAGUAAAUGAAACUUAGCCUUUCCUCAUUUUAUUUCUAUAGUGAAGUUGAAGUGAUUUUAAUUAAUAAUUAAUUCAAUAAAAA
This is a messenger RNA of Amphimedon queenslandica, 1481 nucleotides long. RefSeq names its product regulator of chromosome condensation-like. The coding region runs from base 86 to 1408 and encodes 440 amino acids. Gene Ontology annotation, cellular component: cytoplasm. The transcript is spliced from 5 exons. Gene Ontology annotation, molecular function: guanyl-nucleotide exchange factor activity. NCBI's taxonomy places the organism in Eukaryota, Metazoa, Porifera, Demospongiae, Haplosclerida, Niphatidae. The record is from RefSeq and is a predicted model, not a curated record.